Molecule: messenger RNA, 5602 nt
Organism: Zerene cesonia (dogface butterfly)
Lineage: Eukaryota; Metazoa; Arthropoda; Insecta; Lepidoptera; Pieridae
Gene: anne
Product: probable cation-transporting ATPase 13A3
Exons: 19
Coding region: 542-4171 (1209 amino acids)
Biological process (GO): intracellular calcium ion homeostasis; polyamine transmembrane transport
Cellular component (GO): membrane
Molecular function (GO): P-type transmembrane transporter activity; ATP binding; ATP hydrolysis activity
Source: RefSeq, a predicted model, not a curated record
UCAUUUGCGUGUCGUCAUUUUACAAUGUUAUAGAAAUAGUAGAUUUCUAUUUCCUUUCAAUCUAUUUAUCUAGACAUACAAUGAGUUAGGCAUGUAUAAUCAUUAAAUUCAAUUAGUAACGAACACUCCUCAUGUUCUGUUACUAUUCGAAACUCAUUCGAUGUUGAAAUAAAACAAGCGCACGCAUUUAAAUAAUAAAUCUUAGUGUUCAAAAAAUGUAUAAUGUGAUAGUGUCUUCGAAAUUCGAGGUCUCAGCGCCCUUAUUACUAGUCGUUUAAAUAUUCCAGUUGGUAAUUAUACGUUUGCAGUUCUAUAUUCAUUAGUUAAUUACUCAAUAUUGUUCUUCAAGUUUUAGUUGCUAUUUCAUAACAUAAACAAUCGUAUAAAUCAAACAAACAAAGAAAACAUUUUUAUUUGGCUUAUAUAUCGCUUUGAAUAUCCGAAAUCAAGCCGAAAAUACACAGGAAACAUAAUCAGUAAUGAAAUGGCUAGUGAUAGAAAUAAGGUAUAAACAAAUAGAAAAAUAGAAAAUUGAUAAGAAAUGGGCUCCUGCGAUGAUAUUCAGCCCCUUAUACAAUAUGGAUCAAUUGAAAGGACAGAUUUAUUAUUGGGAAUUAAUAAACAAAAUUUGAACAUAGAUCCUGAUUUUGAACAGGUGGUCUAUGGAUAUCGCAAGAGUCGAUGGCGGACUUACAUUACCUAUUUCCUGUCUAUUAUAACAUGUGGAGUUCCGUUUUUGGUGUUUCACUGGGUGCCAAGGCUUUUGCUAUAUGCUUCUUCUAUUAGAUCAAGCUUUCAGGAAGCUGACCAGGUUUUAGUCAUUGAAACUUAUCAGAAGAAGUGUAAAAGUCAUUAUAUACACAAGAUAUUACUUAAAAAUAUAGCUGAUCCUAGUGGUCUUUUAAAUGAAGGUUUUGAGGACGAGUUUGGAAGUGAAAAAGUUCCUAUAGACAGUGCUGAUGAUCUCUAUACUCCUAUACAUUUGGAUGAUGGCACUACUUUAAAUGUACAACAAUUCCAAUACUUCCGUCACAAGAAACAGUGUAUAAUAUGGGAUCCGGCUCGAGCGAAAUGGAUAAGAUUAGCGGGCGUGGAGCGCGGGGCCACGUGCUCACAGCUUCACUCGCUCGCAACGAGACCGCCGUGCACGGAGAGACGACUUCGGAUGUUAAACAUCUAUGGCCUGAAUGAAAUCAAAGUUCCUGUACAAACGAUAUUGACCCUGAUUCUAUUAGAAGUUUUCAAUCCAUUCUAUGUGUUCCAACUAUUCACUAUUGGCGUCUGGUUAGCUGAGCCUUAUUACUAUUAUUGUAUUGCCGUUGUAUUGAUGUCUACGUUUGGUGUUGCCACUUCAGUUAUACAAACUAAAAAGAAUCAGCAAAGUUUGCGUGCGACAGUGGAAGCCCAUGACACAGUGGAACUAUGGGGUGGGAGGCGUGUGGACAGUAAGGCCCUGUGCCCUGGGGAUGUUCUGGUGCUACCGGCACACGGGUGCCUGCUGCACUGUGAUGCGGCGCUGCUCACCGGUUCAGCUAUAUUGAAUGAGAGCAUGCUCACAGGUGAAUCGGUGCCAGUAACGAAAACAGCAUUGCAGCGGAUAGACAAGGAGUUUAACUUGAAGGAACAUAACUCUAGCGUUUUAUUCUGUGGCACUAAAGUUAUACAGACGCGUUACUAUAACAACGAGCCAGUAAAGGCGCUUGUAUUACGUACAGGCUAUAAUACAAGUAAAGGCCAGCUAGUUCGCAGUAUAUUAUACCCCGUUCCAGCUGACUUCAAAUUCGACAGAGACUCGUAUAAGUUUAUUUUUAUUUUGGCUUGUAUCGCCGUAUUGGGACUUGCAUACACUGUCGCAUUAAAGGCAGCCAGAUCGCUAACAGCUCGCGACAUAGUGAUCAAAGCACUGGAUAUAAUAACUAUAGUAGUUCCUCCGGCGUUGCCCGCGGCUAUGACAGUGGGUCGCUUGUACGCAGUGUCGCGCUUGCGGCGCGCGCGCAUCACAUGCCUUAAUACUAGGGCCGUUAAUGUUAGCGGUUCGCUUGAUUGUAUUUGUUUUGACAAGACGGGGACGCUAACAGAGGACGGUCUCGAUAUGUGGGGGGUGGUAGCCGUCAGCUCAGCGACCUCUCCCCCACUGCUGGGCCGGGCCCAGCGGGACCCGCGUCAGCUCAACGACUUACACGAGCUGAAGAUGGGUAUGGCAGCAUGCCACAGCCUCACGCUGCUGCAUGGCGAGCUUGCUGGUGACCCUCUGGACUUGAAGAUGUUUGAAUCAACCGGCUGGUUGCUGGAGGAGCCGGAUGUUCCAGAACUAUCCAACUACGAAAUAUUAACGCCCACAAUUGUGAAGCCGAAAGGAGCUGCUAAUAUCAAUGUGGAUGAUAUACACAUGCCCCUAGAAAUCGGGAUAGUCCAGCAGUACCAAUUCGUAUCAUCACUGCAGAGGUCUUCAGUGGUGGUCAGGAUGCUUGGUGAAGACGUCCUCAGGGUGUACUGUAAGGGUGCCCCUGAAACGCUGAGGGGUUUGUGCAGGCCGGAGACCGUUCCGAACAAUCUGAAUGAAGUGUUGAGCUCGUACGCAGAAAAAGGAUACAGAGUCAUCGCAAUGUCGACCCGCAUUAUGGAGAAAACGUACAAACAAUUGCAAAAAAUGGACAGGGAAGAGGUAGAAUGCGAUUUAGAAUUCCUGGGAUUGGUGAUAAUGGAGAACCGUCUGAAAGCCGCUACGACUGGGAUCAUAAGGGAGCUGAAGGAGGCAAAUAUACACAUAGUAAUGAUAACAGGUGACAACAUACACACAGCUGUGAGUGUGGCCAAAGAGUGCGGUAUACUGGCGAGCGGGGAACGGGUGGUCCACCUCACCCUGCACCAGCAACAUGGCGGACCCGUUCUGUACUGUCAGAGCACGCUGCAUGGGGUUCCAAUAGGCAAGCUCGUGCCCUUCACCGGAUCUAGCAAGACAGAGGACAGCGGGGUGGGGUCAUGGGGGGCUGGUGCCAGUGGAGAGAGAGGCAGGGGGGAUGUGGAGGCUCCACGUGAGGCUGGGUACAAGUUUGUGAUGAGUGGUGAUGCGUGGCGGGCUCUCCGUGAACACCACCCAUCCAGUGUGGGUCGCGUGAUAGAGAGGGGCGCUGUGUUCGCCAGAAUGUCGCCGGAGCAGAAACAACAGUUGGUCACCGAUUAUCAGGCACUUGGAUACUAUGUUGGCAUGUGCGGCGACGGCGCGAACGAUUGCGGCGCCCUGCGAGCCGCCCACACCGGGAUCUCUCUGUCGGAGCUGGAGAGCAGCGUGGCCGCGCCCUUCACUAGCUCGCACCCCGACAUCGUCUGCGUUUCCAGAGUGCUGCGCGAGGGACGGGCGGCCCUAACGACCAGCUUCGGCGUCUUCAAAUUCAUGAUCGCCUACUCCCUCACAGAGUUCCUCUCCGUCGGUUUCCUAUACUACUUCGACUCCAAUCUCACCGACUUCCAAUUUCUGUUCAUAGAUGUCGCGUUGAUCGUCAAUUUCGCGUUCUUCUUUGGCAUGACCGAAGCGCACACCGGAAAGUUGUCCAAAAUACCCCCCUUGACUUCUCUCCUGGGCAUCGUUCCCCUCGUGUCUCUCAUUGGGCAAAUGUUUCUGAUAACGGUCGCCCAAUAUUUGAGCUAUCUAGCCAUUACGUAUUUCCCUUGGUACGUUCGUCACACGUUCGAAGGAGAAGAGGCCAACAAGUGCUGGGAGAAUUACGCAAUUUACACGAUAUCUAUGUUCCAAUAUAUAAUUCUGGCUAUAGUUUUCAGCCACGGCGCCCCCUAUCGUAGAUCCGUAGUGACGAAUAAACAGCUGAUGAUUAGCAUUCUCGUUAUGUUAGCGAUUUGCAUUUACAUCACGGUGUCCCCCGCGCAAUGGUUAGCUGACUUCUUAGAAUUACAAAUGCCGAAAGAUACUUUGAUGGCGUAUAUAGUUUUGGCUCUCGCGUGCCUCAACUUCGUGUUUGCGUUGUUCUUUGAAAGAGUUAUCGUUCAGUAUUUGAUGGAGGUUAAGCAAAUGGUGCCGAACUUUAUAAAAGAGCGCCACGUAAUGAAAACCCCGCAUUUAAUGCUAAAGAGGCAAUUAACUGUCAUGGACUAUUUGGAAGGAGAUAGCUCCGUCGAGUUCUUGGGCGAAGACAACUCAGGUGAGGGUAGAUGAAAAUUAUUUUCGCCGUGUCUACGGUAUACUUUUAGACGCAUUUUAAUAUGUUACCUCGAUUUGAAAUUCGCUUUUAGGCGUUCUACACGAACGAAAUUAUUUCUACAUUCCGUAAAUGUUUUAUUAUUAUUAUUUUUGUUUUUAUUUAUAAUUUAUAUGGUUCCGUAUUACGUACGAGUUAUUAAAACAGAUUGAUGUUUUUGAUAUUAUUAUUUCUACAACACAUUAUAGGCAAUAAAGUGUAUUUUAUAGCAUUAUUUUUGUUGUGAAUAUUUUGUCACACAUGUUUAUACGUAUUUAAGUUAUUUGAAUCAAAGAUUUUUAUAUGUUAUUUUUGCAUAAGUAGUUAUAAUAUGAAGGUUAUCAACCCAUAUACAUAUGAUAAACACAAAAAAAAAAUUCACUUCGUAUUUUGCAUUAGAACUAAAAAAAGUUAUCUGUAAAAAAUUCUCAUUUUAAAUAAUACGAUAUCUUUAAAAAAUUUCAUAGUAUUUGUGUUAUGUUUUUAUUAAGACUUUCACUCUAAUCCUCUUUGAUUGUUUUAUUGGUUUAAUAUAUUAUAAACAUUUCUUAUGCAUUAUCUUAUGAAUAAUAUUGUUAUAGCACAGUGUGAUAAUUAGUUUAAUUAUAAGUGCCUUAAUAGUUUUAAGACUACAAGAACUGUGUUCAAUUUUAGGCCUUAACUUGUAAAUUAUAAAAGUAAAGUCACUUUAAUUUUUUUUUCGCUUAUUCCAAACAUAAUAUAAAUAUUGCGUAAUGUCUUAGUUUUUCUUUCAUACUUGCCUGUAUGCAUUUCCGUAUGGUGCUACGUAAUAUAAUAAAUAAUUUUUCGUAAUUAUCAGUCAUAUUAAUUUAAACAAAUAAAAAUAGAGACUUUACUUUUAUAACUCGUUAAAAUUAAAACACAAAAUAUAAAGCAUUUGAAUUAUACGUGCAUAAGUUACUGUUUAAAAUUUAACUUGAAUUUUUAAGUCAAUUUAAUUGUAAGUUGGUGCUUAAAUUGAUAUGAUAUUAAAAUCGAACGAGAUUGUUACCAUCACCUUUUGAGUCAGAAAGGUGCGAUAUUAGCUUAUAAAUCUUUUUGUAAGUAUUAAAAUUGUUUGAUGUGAUACAAGUAUGAUAAUGUGUGGAUAACAUUUGAAAUAUUAACAAUAUAUCUGCUAUAUUUCACAAAUCCUUAUGAAAUAUAACUAUUAAUUAUGACUGUGUAGAUUGUAAAUUUAGCCAGUAAAAUUAAGGAAAGAAUUCAUCUAUCUCAGUUUUACAAAAAUUGGAGACAGAAUCUGCUACAAUUAUAUUAGCGUCCUGAAUUUAUGUAAACAUUAGUUUGCACUACAUGUCAGUAUUGUACUAUUUACAAUAUAAUUGUGUAAUCGAGUUUUAAAUACCUACGUAGUGUAAGUGUGUAAUAAUAAAAAAAUAUUUUACCAA